AGGGGGGCGGACAGGCGAAAGAGCCCGGUACGCGCGUGCGCAGGAGGACGCCGUGGCGGCGGCGGCAGCGCUGGCGCUGGAUAGUGAAGUUGGGUGAAAGCGCCGCCGAUAAAAUGCAUAAACUUAAAUCGUCUCAGAAGGACAAGGUCCGCCAGUUUAUGGCAUUUACCCAGGCUGGUGAAAGGACUGCUAUAUACUGCUUAAUGCAGAAUGAGUGGAAACUAGAAGUGGCAACAGACAACUACUUCCAGAACCCAGACUUGUACUACAAAGAAUCCAUGAAAAAUUCAAUAGACAGAAAGAAAUUAGAACAAUUGUAUAACAGGUACAAAGACCCACAGGAUGAAAAUAAAAUUGGCAUUGAUGGUAUUCAGCAGUUUUGUGAUGAUUUAAGCUUGGACCCUGCCAGUAUCAGCGUUUUGGUUAUAGCAUGGAAAUUCAGGGCAGCCACUCAGUGUGAAUUCAGUAAGAAAGAAUUUGUAGAUGGCAUGACAGAACUGGGGUGUGAUACUACAGACAAGUUAAAAGCUCUUUUGCCAAGACUGGAACAAGAAUUAAAGGAUCCAAUGAAAUUUAAAGAUUUUUAUCAGUUUACAUUUAACUUUGCUAAGAAUCCUGGACAGAAAGGUUUAGAUCUAGAAAUGGCAAUUGCGUAUUGGAAUUUAGUCUUAUCAGGAAGAUUUAAAUUUCUAGACCUUUGGAAUAAAUUUUUAUUGGAACAUCAUAAAAGAUCGAUCCCUAAAGAUACUUGGAAUCUUCUUUUAGAUUUUGGAAAUAUGAUUGCAGAUGAUAUGUCAAACUAUGAUGAAGAAGGAGCGUGGCCAGUUCUAAUAGAUGACUUUGUGGAAUAUGCACGACCAGUAGUCACAGGAGGAAAGCGUAAAGCUUCCUAACCAUAGACUCUCCUCAGUGGACUUUUAAGUUUGCAGUUUGAGCUGCAUCAGGUAAUGAAGACAUUUUGGCCAAUAACUGUGCGCACUCUUUGGUAGUCGUGGUGGGAUGCCACCGACAGAAUGGAGAUCACUACUUCUGCUUCAAAGAAAAUGAUGGCUGAUUCAUGGACUCUGCAAGAAGAAAGUCAGAAGAUAGCCCAGGCUGUUCGUAGGGUAUUGGCUUCAAUUAUUGUACUGGUUGUAUCAUAUAGGAUGUAGAUUUUGCAUGAUUUUAUACUUUGGAGAAGUUUAACUAGAGGCCAUUUUAGUAAAGUUUUGACAGCACAGCAUGCCGUUCAGUUCAUAACCCAGGGUGAACACCAGCAGUUACAUAAUUACAACUGUAUUAUAUUGUACUUAUAUUAAAAGCAGUAUUUGUGGUAUAUAAAUUAAAUCCCUGAAUAAAA
Euleptes europaea (tarantolino) is the source of this 1339-nucleotide messenger RNA. It is a transcript of the gene DCUN1D2, whose product is annotated as defective in cullin neddylation 1 domain containing 2. Bases 114 to 893 code for a protein of 259 amino acids. Gene Ontology annotation, cellular component: ubiquitin ligase complex. Gene Ontology annotation, biological process: protein neddylation; positive regulation of ubiquitin-protein transferase activity. Lineage: Eukaryota; Metazoa; Chordata; Lepidosauria; Squamata; Sphaerodactylidae. Gene Ontology annotation, molecular function: cullin family protein binding; ubiquitin-like protein binding; ubiquitin conjugating enzyme binding. The transcript has 7 exons. The record is from RefSeq and is a predicted model, not a curated record.